AUGGCACUGCAGAAAGACAAGCCUAAGAGGUCAAUCUGGAAGUUUAAUUUGGACUAUACUCAUCCAGUAGAAGAUGGAAUUUUUGAUUCUGUAAAUUUUGAACAAUUUCUGAGGGAGAAGAUUAAAGUCAAUGGAAAAACUGGAAACCUUGGGAAUGUUAUUCACACUGAAUAUUUCAAGAAUAAGAUCACAGCUGUUUCCAAGAAACAGUUCUCUAAUAGGUAUUUGAAAUAUCUUAUGAAGAAGUAUCUAAAAAAGGAUAAUCUUCAUGUUUGGCUUCACGUGGUUGCAUCUGACAAAGAGACUUAUGAACUCCAAUGCUUCCAGAUUAGUCAAGAUGAAGAUGGAUCAGAGUCUGAGGACUAG
This is a messenger RNA of Octodon degus (degu), 366 nucleotides long. Its product is annotated as 60S ribosomal protein L22-like 1. NCBI's taxonomy places the organism in Eukaryota, Metazoa, Chordata, Mammalia, Rodentia, Octodontidae. The record is from RefSeq and is a predicted model, not a curated record. Gene Ontology annotation, biological process: cytoplasmic translation. Gene Ontology annotation, molecular function: RNA binding; structural constituent of ribosome. Gene Ontology annotation, cellular component: ribosome. Bases 1 to 366 code for a protein of 121 amino acids. The transcript is spliced from 2 exons.